AUGUGCUACCAGGUGAAGUGCGGCACCUGCGGCAAGCCCACGUGGGCGGGGUGCGGCCGCCACGUCGCGUCGGUGCACGCGCAGAUCCCCGAGGGCCAGCACUGCGCCUGCCGCAACUGGCCCGGCGUCGCCCCCGCCCCCGCCCCGGCCGUCGGUGUCGAGAAGAAGGCCGCCGGCGCGCUGACGACGAUGCUGGGAAGGCCUCCGGCACCACCGCCGCUUCCGCUCCCGCGGAAGGCGGCGCUGCGCAGUGAGAUUCGCGUCGCGUGGUGUUCUGUUCCCCGACCCGUGUCGAUCGAACGAACGUGUGGUCGUCGUGCUACCAGCGAUUGUAUCAAGUCGUACGCUUCUCGUGUUGCGUGGUCAAAUUUCGUAUUGUAA
Messenger RNA from Miscanthus lutarioriparius, 381 nucleotides. The record is from the annotation of a GenBank genome assembly. Lineage: Eukaryota; Viridiplantae; Streptophyta; Magnoliopsida; Poales; Poaceae.